Molecule: messenger RNA, 2552 nt
Organism: Oncorhynchus nerka (sockeye salmon)
Lineage: Eukaryota; Metazoa; Chordata; Actinopteri; Salmoniformes; Salmonidae
Product: trace amine-associated receptor 1-like
Exons: 1
Coding region: 20-1045 (341 amino acids)
Biological process (GO): chemical synaptic transmission; G protein-coupled receptor signaling pathway, coupled to cyclic nucleotide second messenger
Cellular component (GO): dendrite; plasma membrane
Molecular function (GO): G protein-coupled serotonin receptor activity; neurotransmitter receptor activity; trace-amine receptor activity
Source: RefSeq, a predicted model, not a curated record
GAUUAUUUCAACUACGUCCAUGGAACCAGGAAUCAGUCUCAGCAAGGCUGAUAUUGUUGAGAAUAUAUUUCUAUGUUUUGAGUCGGUGAAUGGGUCUUGCAAAAUAUCAAUCUUUCCUCCAACAAUACGAGUAUUACUUUAUCUCUUACUAGGCUCAAUGUCUGUUCUCACAGUGUGUGGCAACCUUCUUGUAAUCAUCCCCAUCAUUCACUUCAAACAGCUCCACACCCCAACCAACUACCUCAUCCUCUCUCUGGCUGUGUCAGACCUUCUCUUGGGGGUUUUAGUGAUGCCUCCCAGCAUGGUAUAUUCAGUGGAAAGCUGCUGGUAUUUUGGAGAUUUAUACUGUAAAAUCUACACCAGCACUGAUGUUAUGUUGAGCAAUACAUCCAUUCUCAACUUGUGUUUGAUUUCUAUUGAUAGGUAUUAUGCAGUGUGUCGCCCUCUCCUUUAUAGAACUAAAAUAACUGUUCAUGUUGUUCUGAUUAUGAUGCUGGUCAUCUGGACUGGUUCUGCUAUAGUAGUGUUUGGUAUAGUAUUUCUGGAGCUCAGUACUUGGGGCAUGGAGGAUUUUUACUAUAAUAAUGUUGCCUGUGAGGGAGAAUGUAUUUUCUUUCAAAACAAAGCAUCGAGUACUGCGUCUUUGGUUCUCUCAUUCUACAUCCCAGGAGUAGGGAUGCUUAGCAUCUACCUAAAGAUUUUCCUAGUAGCACAGAGACAGGCACGCUCAAUUCAGGGUACAACCAAUCAGAACUCUGUAGGCAAAUCACAGAGGAAGGCCACCAAAACACUUGCUAUCAUUAUGGGGGUAUUUCUAUCAUUCUGGACACCCUUUUUUGUCAUCAACAGCAUUGAUCAUUUUAUUAGUUACUCUACCCCACCCGUUUUGUUUGAAACACUUGUAUGGAUUGGCUAUUUUAAUUCAUCUAUUAAUCCCAUGGUGUAUGCAUUCUUUUACAGUUGGUUCAGGAGGGCGUUUAGAAUUAUAAUUUCUGGUCAAAUAUUUCAACCUGACUCUUCAGAAAUACAAUUGUUUUCAGAAUAAAUACAGUGAGCUCCAAAAGUAUUGAGACAGAGACACGUUUUGUUGUUUUGGCUCUGUUCUCCAGCACUUUGGAUUUGAAUUGUGAUUUCAUUUGAGGAUAUUUUGAUCCAUAUUGGGUGAAUUGUUUAGAAAUUACAGCUCUUUUUGUACAUAAUCCCCCCAUUUUAGUAAAACAAAAGUAUUUGAGCGAAUUCACCUUUGUGUGGAUUAAAGUAGUAAAAAGGUAGGUUUUUGUUCCCAUAUUCAUUGCACGCAACCCGCACGCAACAAUGACUACAUCCAGCUUGGGACUCUACAAAUUCUAUCAAUAGAAAUUAAUGGUAAAUAAUGUAUUGUGUAAUUUUGGUGUCACUUUUACUUUAAAUUAUGAGUGAGAAAGUUACAGACACACAAAUAUCAUACACCCAACACAUGCUAACCUCCCGUUAUUGUAAUAGUGCGAGGUUAGCAUGUCUUGAGGGUAUGAUAUUUGUGCGUUUAACUUUCUCACUCAUCAUUAUUCACAAUUCAUUCAGGAUUAUCUGUAAUCAUGAUAGCAUCCACAUUAAUGUAGAAGUGUUUAGAAACAGGCCUCCCGAGUGGCACAGCGGACUAAGGCACUGCAUCACAGUGCUUGAGGCAUCACAGUGCUUGAGGCGUCACUGCAGACCCGGGUUCGAUACAACCGGGGGACCCAUAGGACAGCGCACACCUCCCCCCGGGUUAGGGGAGGGUUUGCCCAGGGGGGAGCUUUACUUGGCUUAUCAAGCUCUAGUGACUGACUCUGGUCAUCAGUUGAACGGUGUUUCCUCCAACACAUUGGUGCAGCUGGCUUCUAGGUUAAGUGGACGGGUGUUAAGAAGCACGGUUUGGCAGGUCAUGUCAACCUUCGCCUCCCGAGCCCAUUGGGGAGUUGCAGCGAUGAGACAAGAUUGUAAUUGGGGAGAAAAAGGGAGUAAAAUAUAACCACAAAAUAAGUGUUUAGAAACAUAUUAUGUUAUUAUUUACAAUAAAACAUGACUCAAAAUGAGACAAUACAUUAUGUACCAUUCUAAUCUAAUGUGAAACACAAACCGAGAACAAAAAUGCAAAUGCUUCCAACAAAUGUGUAGAGUCACAAGCUGGAUGUAGUCAUUGUGUGCCAUGAAUAUGAGACCAAAAACAUAACUGUUAACUACUUUAAUACACAUAAGUGAAUUUGUCCCAAUACUUUGGAGCUCACUGUAUGUCUAAAAUCAAUACUGACAAAGAAGUGUGACAUGUGCCUUUGUUCUCAGUCCUUUAUUAAACCAUAUCAGACACAGGUGUGUAGGUUUAAAAAAAAAAAAAGUAUAAUCCAGUUGGCCCCAAAACAUGAAAUCAAUCCAUGUCAUCUAGUAGGAGUUAGUCUCUCCUCUCCCAUAUCUUAUACACACACACAGUACAUUUUUUGGGGAUCUCUGUGGAUGUCGUAUCCUUUCAGUUUUGUAUGAAUUGUUUUGUAACUCCAGCUGAAUGAUGUUGUCUAAAUGACAUGGUGAAAAUAUGU